Messenger RNA from Pseudovirgaria hyperparasitica, 1032 nucleotides. RefSeq lists its product as uncharacterized. The record is from RefSeq and is a predicted model, not a curated record. The coding region runs from base 86 to 928 and encodes 280 amino acids. Lineage: Eukaryota; Fungi; Ascomycota; Dothideomycetes; Acrospermales; Acrospermaceae. The transcript is spliced from 2 exons.
AGUAAUAGUGCAGAGCUUUCUGAGGCUAUAAACUCCAGGUGGAACUGAUAUAAGAAGAGCAAGAUAUGCUAUACAUUUUUGUCCGAUGCUCCGGGACCCAGAAGAUCUGAACAGACCAGACUCUGACCAUAGUGCGUUAUGGACCGCAUUCCGAGGCAGUCGUUGGUUCACUCGUGUAUGGACUCUACAAGAGCUUCUGGCGCCGCCAGCUAUAGUAUUCUAUUCUAGCGGCUGGGUCGAACUCGGAAUGAGAUCCACUCUACAGGUUCAGACCAAGCAAGUAACAGGAACCGACAAGUCUCUAUUAAUUCAUCGAGAGCUCAUUACCACUAUGGAGGUCGCGUCAGGCAAGAGAAGUAUUGCCCAGAGAAUGUCGUGGGCUGCACACAGGAAAAUUUCGCGUAUCGAGGAUAGGGCUUACAGCCUCAUGGGUAUCUUCCAGAUCCAGAUGCCACUCUUGUAUGGCGAAGGAGACCAAGCUUUCAUCAGACUCCAGGAAGAAAUCAUGCUUGUUAGCAAUGACCACAGCAUAUUUACUUGGGGGUUAUCCUCCAGGACUCCGAUUACAGAACCUUCCCAGGCCAUGGUACCUUCGUUCCUCGCGAACACCCCUACAUUAUUUGCCGAAAGCGGAGACAUCAUUUCUGAUGAGCUCUCACCAGCCAUGCAUCCACACAGCUCAGAUAAGCAGAGAAUCUUGCUGAAGACCUUUGUCGUAGCAACGUCGGUGGCAGUCGGAGGCAUGGGUGGAUGGAUUCUACCUUCGCAACGUAUAGUACUGGCAUUUCGAGAAUGUAAUGACCUUACAAACUUGAUUGCGUUUGUGUCGUACUUUUCGGGCGAUACUCAGCAGUACUGCCGCCAUAGUCGACAAUUCCGCAGGAUCUCCCGAGACUCGCCACAACUGCACGACCCCUGUUCCAUAUAAGUCUCUAGUUCAUUCCUCUUACUCGGCAUCGUACGAGACUGGGGCGGUGUGCCAUUGGCAUUCUUCAUCCGUGCUCUUCCAUCAGAUAUUUCCAUCGAGGCCGC